AUGGGUCAUACUUCAGCGAGGAGAAAGCCAGCGAAGGGAAAGAGUAUCCGAUUUGGCAGUGCAGUUAGUCAUGAAUGUAGUGAUAAAAACACUGAUGUUAGGCUACAAAAGCGACCAAAGAAAAAGAGGCGAUUAAGGAGAAAAAGAACGAAUAAACAAAUAAUUGAUGAAGAUGAUUCAAAAGAUGUUGAUGAAGAUGAUUUACAAGAUGUUGAUGAACAUGAUUCAAAAGAUGUUGAUGAAGAUGAUUUAGAAGAUGUUGACGUUGAUGAUUUAGAAGAUGUUGAUGAAGAAUACCUCUUGACUUUUCUUAAUGACAUAAAUGAGGAUUCUUAUAUAACACAUGUUUCAAGGGACAAAGAAGAUGAUCCAGAUUAUUACAGAUUCAUUAAGUUGAAACCUGAUCAACCAUUAGAUGUUGAUUGCGAACAGAAAGAUGAUGGCAUUUUGUAUCUCAAAUAUCUGGAUGUUAUUGAAGAUGAUGAGAAUACAACACCAGAGAAAUCUGACAUUGUUGAGGAGAUUCAACUUGGGAACGAAUUCGACCCAAAAGAUGAAAGUGAUGAUACAUGCCAAGACUAUUGCACUUUUCUGGAUUACUUGGAAAAAGAAGGUGAAGAAACUAUGUUUAAGGAUGAUGAUGAUGAUAAUGUGCAAAUACUUACAACGGAUGAGAACCCUCGUGACGUAGUUAAUGACACUGAUUUGGCUGAGAUCGAAAGUGGUGAAGUUGCCCCUACAAACUUGCAUUCUUAUAAUGGUCCUGAUUUUGUCUUAUAG
Molecule: messenger RNA, 780 nt
Organism: Cannabis sativa
Lineage: Eukaryota; Viridiplantae; Streptophyta; Magnoliopsida; Rosales; Cannabaceae
Exons: 3
Coding region: 1-780 (259 amino acids)
Source: RefSeq, a predicted model, not a curated record